UUUUAUUGUGUUUUAUUUGUUUCGUACAUACAUACAUAUCCGGGUCCCGUUCCAGCUAGUGCCGGGUCUGGUUGUUUACAAUGCCUUUCCAUCUUGUUCGGUCCUCCCACCAUCGCUCGUCCUCCACCUGCCGCCAUCGGUGUCCUCUCUUCUCCACUUCGUUGGCCACUGAGUCUGUCCAUCGUCGUCGCGGUCGUCCUCUUGGUCUCCUCCCUUCAAUCCUCAUCUCCUCCAUCCUCCUUGGCAGCCGAUCCUCUCUCAUUCUCUUCAUGUGCCCAAACCAGCGUAGUCUCAUACUUUCAACCUUUUCCCUUAUACUCCCCAUGUUCAAUUCUCUUCUUAUAUCCUCAUUUCUAACUCUGUCUCUUCGUGUCUUCCCCUUUAUUGCCCUGAGGAACAUCAUUUCUCCUGCCUGUAUUCGACUCGACUCUCUUUCCGUCAUCGUCCAUGUCUCGGCUCCGUAUAAUAUGAUGGAAUGACAAUCCAGAAGAGGGAGCUGCAUCUCAGCAACUGGAUAUGGAAGAACCAACUCCUGAAAUUACUGAAGAGCCUCAUUCUUUGGAUGAAAAAAC
Molecule: messenger RNA, 572 nt
Organism: Nilaparvata lugens (brown planthopper)
Lineage: Eukaryota; Metazoa; Arthropoda; Insecta; Hemiptera; Delphacidae
Exons: 2
Coding region: 81-479 (132 amino acids)
Source: RefSeq, a predicted model, not a curated record